UCUCAGUAACCAAACAUACUCUGAUCGCGUCACUAGUCCAAAUUUUUUUUUACAAUAGUGGCUUUAGUUAUAAUACAUUGAAAUUUAACAAGAUUGUGCUCGUGGACCGUGAAACAUUGUUAAAAUUUAAAAAAACAAACUUAACGAAAUUUAUUUCGUACUCUCAUUAUUUGUGAAUAAAGUUGAAAAUGGGUUGUAAAUUGUCUCAGCUAGCAUCUUCCGAAUUUUCCCACGAUCCCUUCGAGAAACCUCCUCCUCCAUCCGAUCCACGGUCACCUCUCACUGCCAAGCAGCAGUACUGCAUGCUGGCCUCUUGGAAGGGAGUGUUCCGACAGGUCGAGAAAACUGGCAUUCUCUUGUUUGUUAAAUUGUUCGAAGAGAAUGAAGAGCUUCUACAUCUAUUUGAAAAGUUCCGAGAGCUGCGCACCAAAGAAGCUAUAGUCAGUUCUGCGGAACUGGCCGAGCACGCUACACAGGUGAUGCACACACUAGACGAGGGCAUCAAGGGGCUGGCGGAUAUGGACUCAUUCUUCACUUACGUCAGACACGUGGGUGGCACGCAUCGCCAGGUGCCCGGGUUUAAAGCAGAAAACUUUAUGAAAAUCGAGCAACCCUUCCUUGAAGCAGCCAAGACAACCUUGGGAGAGAGAUAUACCCCGAAUAUUGAAAAUAUAUACAAGUUAACAAUACGAUUCAUAUUAGAGAAUCUGGUCAAAGGUUACGAGGAGGCAGGGGAGGAAAACGGAACGACACAAACCUGAAUUACAUUAGCCACUAUUAGUUUUUACUUCUUCAGUUAAUUUACAAUUUGGAAUUAAAACGUCACCGAAGUAGAUGAUGCUUGUUAUGAAAAAAUAUAUUGUUACAUAAAUAGGAAAUUUUAACAAAACAAACUGCCCUCGAUAAUUAAUAUUUCGCUCAAACAAAGUGCCAUUAAUUUUAUUUCAGUUCAGAUAUGACUCCAUAAGUUUUCUGAAAGUAUUUUUAACCUAAGCCAGCAUGUUUUCUCUGAAUGCCAAAUGUAGAUAAAACAAAUACGGUCAAAUUUGAUCUUUUAAUAGAAUGGUAACUAUGAAUCGUAUUGAGAUAUUGAAGUUACUCAAGUGAAACGUAGUUAAAAAUCGUCCUUAGCACCAUUUGACUUGUACGAAGUUUCAAUUCAGUUUUCUACCUUCUAGAAAGUUUAUCACGAAGGGCAUAAUAAUCUUCCAUCUUCGAUUUAAAAAAAAGAACAACAUUUUAAAGAUUACUUCAUGAAAAAUUUGUAAGAAGCAAACUUUUUUAAAAUAUUUUAUGUUUUCUUUUUUAACAGAAUUAUACAAAAACCAAACAUGUUAUUUCUUACAAUACGGAAAAUAUAUAUUUCGAUGAUUUA
This is a messenger RNA of Danaus plexippus (monarch butterfly), 1375 nucleotides long. RefSeq names its product neuroglobin-like. The transcript is spliced from 3 exons. The coding region runs from base 189 to 761 and encodes 190 amino acids. The record is from RefSeq and is a predicted model, not a curated record. Lineage: Eukaryota; Metazoa; Arthropoda; Insecta; Lepidoptera; Nymphalidae. Gene Ontology annotation, molecular function: heme binding; oxygen binding.